AUGUUGCACGAGCUGGUAGAAGGCCUAGGCGGCAUCACUCGGCGUCUAGUCCGACACAAAUGUAUCCUGGAGCGAUUCAUCAUCCUAGGUCACGAGCCAGUCGCCGUUUCCACAAGUGCAGUACGCGCACUUGGAACGCGAGAAGAUAUCGUGGUGGAUGCCCCGCGCACGGAACGGUUCGACCACGACCAUACGCGCGACUCGGUGGCCUUCCGCCUCGCACCGCCCAUCAAUGUUGCGUCUUCGCCCAAAGUGACGGCGAGUUUGAUGUGGACGAAUUCACCAAACUCCGCUUGGAAGACACUCCCAGUAGAUGACGACGCAAGCCAUCAUCCGCGAUCCAACCAACGUUCUGAAGCAUCCUUGAACACACGCAGGGCAUCUCAACAAAACCGCAACGACGAUCCAAUCAUUACUCACGAGACAAACAGAAAACGCCUGGCAUAUGCCGUACACGGGAACAAGGGCCAACUAGGUCACGAUGAUCACGCUUGUGCAGAGUCGUCGCGGCAUAGGGCAGUUGCAGGCUUAGCAGAGAGUUCGUUCUUCUUGGGCGGGGUGGUCUUGUCAGUCGGGUUGCUGGGGAUGGCAUUGGUCGUCGUCAUCUCUCCCAGCACUUUGCGCGACUUCGAGGCGGGCGGGAUGAGCGUUGCCUUGGCGGUGGAGUCGCUCUCUGGCUUGCAUACGAUACCAGUUAUCGCGCACGCUAGUUCUGUUGCUUCCUUGGUCACAAAAGUGACCAGAAAUGUCCCGGGGGCUUGGGUCGAGGCGCUUGACGAUGUUGACAGUGUGUGCGGUCGUGGCUGCGGUCGGGGCUGCGGUCGGCUCAACAACAGAGGCUUGAUCGACCCGGAUGCGACUCUCAGUGACGCAGACAAUUUGAGCCUGCGUGAAUUAGCCCGGUUGGUCGUCUUCAGAUUGCGGACGGAUGGGCACAAUGCAGGUAAACAUAUCACGGCAAGUCUCCUCGCCGGCGCACUCUCCCAUGAGGAGGGGAAACGGGCAGCGCCAGAUGUGACUCGCGGGCGACUGGUCCCAGAGUGUAUCGUAGAGGCCGGAAUGCCACCGAUCCUCCCGACAUGGCCCUGGGAACAUAACCACAGGCAAUAUUUUGUCAUUCGGGAGUGUGUACGACGAGUUCCAGGCACGUCGGUCUACCAUCUGGCUGGCGGUGACCGAGGCGGAACCGCCGAUGCUUUGCGCCCAGGCGUCGGAAUAACGGCCCUCUUUGAAAGCCGGUGGAGGCAACAAAAAACGCCAUUUCGGGGCGAUGUUGGCAGUCCUGCUGCUACCGUUCGGGAAGUGGGUUGUUGCGUAGGUCGUCGGCGACGGCGAUGCGGUGUUCGGCUCAGAGUGCGGCGGUGGGUGGGCCUGUGGACGCCCAGAGAGCCUGUAUCGCGACCGUAUUGGGUCCAGCGGUCUGUGCAGGGACGGUGCGACCGUGUUCGAGCUGCGACACGGCGGGGUCGGCGGUGGUGGACAAGUUGA
Messenger RNA from Paraphaeosphaeria sporulosa, 1488 nucleotides. RefSeq lists its product as uncharacterized. The transcript is spliced from 4 exons. NCBI's taxonomy places the organism in Eukaryota, Fungi, Ascomycota, Dothideomycetes, Pleosporales, Didymosphaeriaceae. Bases 1 to 1488 code for a protein of 495 amino acids. The record is from RefSeq and is a predicted model, not a curated record.